Molecule: messenger RNA, 1626 nt
Organism: Anopheles bellator
Lineage: Eukaryota; Metazoa; Arthropoda; Insecta; Diptera; Culicidae
Gene: ScsbetaG
Product: succinate--CoA ligase [GDP-forming] subunit beta, mitochondrial
Exons: 6
Coding region: 245-1507 (420 amino acids)
Biological process (GO): tricarboxylic acid cycle; succinyl-CoA metabolic process
Cellular component (GO): mitochondrion; succinate-CoA ligase complex
Molecular function (GO): ATP binding; succinate-CoA ligase (GDP-forming) activity
Source: RefSeq, a predicted model, not a curated record
AUUUUACCAAGAUAUUUUCAAAACAACACAAGGCAAUAUUAUUUUCCAAUCUUCGAUUGCCUCCAAUUUUCGAUUGCAUUCAAAACACUGCAACUGUAAAAGACGAGUUGUCUAGAAUAGAAAACAGGCUAGUGCAUAAGGUGCGAAGAUCAUUCCAGUGUAACACGGAGAGGACGAGCAAGCACAACUACGAAGUCUCUCUGCGGACACGAGAUAAGAAAUCACUCGCAGUGCACGCCACGGAAUGGCUUCACUAACUUUUUUGCUCAAAGUGUAUCCCCAUUUGAUCAGGCCAAAUCUGCAUACAGUCUACAAGAAUCCCAAACGAUAUUUGAAUUUGUUGGAAUAUCAGAGCAAGAAGCUCCUGGAAGAGAGUGGCGUUGCUAUACAAAACUUCCGCAUUCUUGAAGGCAAGCAGGAUGCGGAUCUGUUGAGCGGCUUUAAUGUAAAAGAGUACGUUGUAAAAGCGCAAAUUCUAGCCGGCGGCCGCGGCAAAGGUUAUUUUGAUAAUGGAUUCAAGGGGGGAGUACACAUAACGAAAAAUCGGUCGGAAGUUUUGCCACUCGUGGAGAAAAUGGUUGGCCAUAGACUAAUUACGAAACAGACCCCAAAAGAUGGUAUCCUCGUGAAGAAGGUAAUGGUGGCGGCUCUGACGAACAUUGUGCGCGAAACAUAUUUUUCAAUAGUGAUGGAUCGGGAACACAACGGACCCGUGCUGAUAGCAUCCCCCGCCGGUGGAAUGGACAUUGAAGCAGUGGCAAAAGAAACUCCGAGUAAAAUUAAAACAAUUCCGGUCGACAUUACGAAAGGCAUCACGCGCGUGCAAGCACUCGACGUUGCCAAAUUCCUCGAGUUUAAUAAUAUGCUGUUGGAGCGAGCUGCCGACGAAAUUAUGAAGUUAUACAGCCUGUUUACCAAGGUAGACGCGGUGCAGAUUGAAAUUAACCCGCUGGCAGAAACAGACGAUGGUCGUGUCAUUUCGGUUGAUGCCAAGCUUAACUUUGAUGAUAAUGCCCAGUUCCGCCAAAAGGAUAUUUUUGCAAUGGAAGUGCAUGAAGACACGGAUCCGAAAGAGAUCGAAGCAUCAAAAUACAAUCUCAACUACAUAGCCAUGGAGGGCAACAUUGGAUGUUUAGUGAAUGGAGCCGGUCUUGCUAUGGCCACGAUGGACAUUAUCAAGUUGAAUGGGGGGAGUCCGGCUAACUUUCUAGACGUGGGAGGUAGUGUGAAGGAAGAUCAGGUACUGAAAGCUUUCCAGAUUCUUACGUCGGAUGAGAAUGUAAAAGCAAUCUUGGUGAAUGUUUUUGGGGGCAUCGUGAACUGUGCGACAAUUGCCAAUGGCAUCGUAAGUGCGACGAAAACCAUGAACUUACAAGUACCGUUGAUUGUUCGUCUGGAAGGCACGAACGUGAAUGAAGCCAAACAAAUUCUUAAACUCUCGGGACUGAAAAUCCAAUCUGCCGUCGAUCUGGACGAAGCUGCCAAGAAAGCAGUACAGUCAAUUUGAGCGCAAACCUAUUGAACUGGACAUCCAUUGAAAACUUUAGUCUUCCGGUUGGCCUUUAGUUUCUACUAGAUAAACAUUGUAUCAAGCUAGGUGAGUGAGUUUAAUAAAGCUAAAGACUU